CGAUAUGCCGGGACUGGGAUCGCUGGUGAAGACGGUAGUUGGAAGGUUUGAGAGAUGCAUGAGCACCAGAACAGCUGUGAUGAGCUUCGGCGACGGCAACCACGGCGCUCUCGGGUUACCCACUUCCUUAAUGGGCCUGGGUGUCGACGCCUACGAGCCCACCCGGGUUCCUUCUCUCCCUUCCGACAUCACCGCCGUCACCGCCGGCCAUUAUCACUCCCUGGCGGUCACCUCUCAAGGUCAGCUUUGGGCCUGGGGAAGAGACCUCGAGGCCCAGCUCGGCCGUGGCGGUCCUUCUCCCAGAGAUUCGUGGAAUGAACCGAGGAGGGUAACGGGAUUGGAUCGAGUAAAUGUGUGUUCUGCAUUUGCGUCUGGUGUCAUUUCUGUGGCUAUUGGAGAUGAUGGUUCUCUGUGGGUUUGGGGGAAGUCGAAGCGUGGCCAGCUUGGUCUGGGAGAGCAAGUCAUGGAGGCUGUGGUGCCUUCCCGAGUUGAAGCGCUUGCCGGUGAGAAAAUUACUAAGGUUGCACUUGGUUGGGGGCAUGCUCUUGCAUUGACUGAGGAUGGAAAGUUGUUUGGUUGGGGUUAUUUUGCUGACGGUAGGUUAGGAAGCAUUAAAGAAUAUUCAGAGACAUCUCAACUGGAAUCUACUUCGAGUAAUCAAGAACUGUCGAGUUCAUCUUUCGAAACUGCUGAGAAGCUGGUUUUAGAAGGAAUGGCCAAGGAGAAUAACAUGCCAAUAGUUUGGGAACCCAGUUUAGUGAGGGAACUACAUUCUAUUAAAGUUGUAGACAUUGCAUGUGGUCUUGAUCAUUCAUUAAUUCUUUGUGGUGAUGGGACACUACUGAGUUGUGGGAGCAACGUAUAUGGUCAGUUGGGAAGAGAAAAACAGAAUGUAGGAUUACUUCCUGUUGAUAUAAGCUUCCGUCCAAUGUCUAUAGCAGCCGGGCUUGGCCAUUCUUUGGCAAUUUGCCAGGUUCCAUCAUCAGAUGUUAUGGGAGGAGCCACAGGUAUUAUUACAUGGGGUUGGAAUCAGACCUCUCAGCUCGGUAGGGGUGGGCCAGAAAAUAUUCCAUUCGGAGUUGAAGGAUUGGAAGGGGAAACUCCCGUAUCAGUAUCAGGAGGUCGUGUGCAUUCCAUUGCUCUCACAUCUAAGAGAGAAGUUUGGGUUUGGGGUUCUGGUAAGAAUGGAAGGCUUGGGUUAGGAAGCUCCUGUGAUGAACCUGAACCAAUUGUGCUGGACUCUGUUGAGGGUUGUGAAGUUUUACAAGCUGUAUCAGGAUUUGAUCAUAACAUGGUCCUAAUUGCCGAAUGAUAAGAAUGACUGAGUGAUUAAAAUAAUCAUUUUUUUGCUUCGCCUUCCUGUUCUCUUUGAUGGCUUUUAUGCUUCUAUAUUGGUCCAAGUUAGUCUGAAAGUUGGUAUCAUUCCUCCAUCAGAAUUUGAAUACUCCAGCCAACAGAACGAAACAUAUUGGUGCUGCUUUGUUACACAUUUCAAAUGAUUUGUAAGGAUAUAAAGAGGGAAUGGUUUCCACUGCAGGGACAGUGUAGAGAUCGACAUUGAAUCUUUUUCUUUAUCAUGGUGGAAUGUGAGUGUAUAUAAACUGUCUGAUCUCGUGGUUUUUCAGUUUGAGUUGAGAUGGUAUUUUGUGUUUCUGUGAUUGCAUAUGGAAUCAAAGUGACAAUUCAGUAGAAUGUUGAAGAACUUUCACUAGGUACAAGAGAAAUGUACAUGCAAGAAGA
Molecule: messenger RNA, 1740 nt
Organism: Fragaria vesca subsp. vesca
Lineage: Eukaryota; Viridiplantae; Streptophyta; Magnoliopsida; Rosales; Rosaceae
Product: E3 ubiquitin-protein ligase HERC2-like
Exons: 4
Coding region: 5-1312 (435 amino acids)
Source: RefSeq, a predicted model, not a curated record